CAGCAGCGGCGCCUGCACCGCCUGGAAGCCGCCCCGGCGCGCGCUGUCAAGGAGUACGCGCGGCCAGCGGCUGGCAAGGCGCGGCCUCCCCCGAGCCAGCUGCGGCCGCCGCACGUUCUGCUCGCCACUGUGCGCUACCUGGCGGCAGAGGUAGCUGGCAGGGCCGACGUGCCCGCGCCCGAUGUGGCUGCUUUUGUGUGGGACCGGCUGCGCGCAGUGCGCCUGGACCUGCUCCUGCAGCCCACCGCGCCCCCGCCAGAUGCCGCCGCCGUGCUCGAGGCCGCGCUCGCCUGUCAACUGUGCGUAGCGGGCCCGUCUGGUGGCGGUACCGCCCGGUGCCCGGACUCGGGGCUGGACCCACAGCUGCUGCACGCGCAGAUGCAGGAGGCCUUUGGCUCCUUGCGCCGCUGCUAUGCAGACACCCCCGGCCCCGAGGCCCAUCCGCGCCAGGGCUUUUUCCAAGGCCUCUUCCUGCUCUAUAACCUCGGCUCUGUGGAGGCCCUGAACCAGAUCCUGCUACUGCCCCGAGGCUUGCGCUCCUGCCCUGCCCUGUGCGAAGCCCUGGCUGUGGAUGCCGCCUUCCGAGAGGGCAACGCCGCGCGCCUCUUCCGCCUUCUCCGGGCCCUGCCUUACCUGCCUAGCCUUGCCGUCCAGCGCCAUGUAGGACCGGCCCGCAGCAGAGCCUUGGCCGCUCUGGCCCGGGCCCUGGGCGUUCCCAGUGGCCAAUCUUACCCGCUGGCCCACCUGGCCCGCCUCCUUGCCAUGGACAGCUUAGCGGAGACCAAGGCGCUGUGCCAGGCCCACGGGCUGGACGUGGAGGGGAAAGCCGGGGAGGAGCGGGCCCUGUUCGUGCGGGGCCACUUCUCCGAGAACGCGCCCCUCCCAGCCCUGUCCUGUAGCCUGCUGGUGAACAGCAAGUUAAGGGGGCAGACUCUGGAGCAGGUGGUCAUGGGGGAGGCAGCGGAAGACUCGGAGUCGGGGGCGGGGGACCGGGUGGGGGUCACUGCGGACCUUCCCCAGACUGAGCAGGAGGCGGAGGAAGCCCAUCCCAGGACGCCUAGGUGAAGGGGAGAGCGGCCCCAACAUCCUCAGCCCAGGCCCCCUCCCGACUCAGUAAGUAUGAGGCUGGGUCAGGCCGGAGGGGAAAAUGGAUUCCUUGGAGGUGAAUGAGACCCGCAGCAGCCCUGCCCUGCAUCAGAGCACCCUCCAUCACCGGGCCUUGUGAUGUGGAGGGAUUUGAACUCAGCCCAGAGUCUCCUGCCCCGCUUGGACCUCUCCGCAGAGAAAGAGUGCCUCAGGGAGGCUGAGGCUAAUAAUAAAGGACCUUCUU
This is a messenger RNA of Gracilinanus agilis (Agile Gracile Mouse Opossum), 1330 nucleotides long. RefSeq names its product SAC3 domain containing 1 (gene SAC3D1). Gene Ontology annotation, cellular component: spindle; centrosome; nucleus. The transcript is spliced from 2 exons. The annotation marks the transcript as partial. Gene Ontology annotation, biological process: spindle assembly; centrosome duplication. NCBI's taxonomy places the organism in Eukaryota, Metazoa, Chordata, Mammalia, Didelphimorphia, Didelphidae. The record is from RefSeq and is a predicted model, not a curated record.